ACAUGAUAGUGAGAUAUCGUGGGAUAUUCUGUGGACACGGACACAAACGGAGGGUGAUCCAGAAUGAACAGGGCAGUCGCCACCUGCUGUAUAUUUCUCCUGCUAUCAGCUUUCCUGUGCGAUCAGGUGAUGUCCAAGGGUGGCAGAGGAGGUGCCAGGGGUUCAGCACGGGGCACUGCUCGAGGUGGCCGGACGUCCCGCGCAAGAGGCUCCCCCGCUGUACGGGUCGCAGGGGCUGCGGCAGCUGGAGCAGCAGUGGCACUCGGAGCUGGAGGGUGGUACGCAUCAGCUCAGCGUCGCCCGGACGACAGCUCAGAACGUGGAGAUGACUAUUACAGUAACAGAACAAACUGGGAGCUUUACCUCGCCAGGACAUCAGGCGCAACAGUGCACGACUCCACCAUCACCAGACUUUCAGCUCUGCUUUUACCAAUAAACUACAUGAUGCACUUUGCCCCUUGAGGCAAACAGCUUAAUAAGCUGCUUAUAUAUGUUACUGUGCAACACCCAUGUUUAAAAAUGUGUACUUUGUUGCACUCGAAGACAAACGAAAGAUUAAAAAUCCUCUGUUUAGUUAAGUAGACAUUUAAGAAAUAGGAUCGGAAGGGUUAGACUGCUUAGUUCGCUUCAACAGGAGCAUUAGUAACUAUAAACCUAUAGUCUGCUUGAAUUAUGCUGGUUACAUCUCGUCCUGGAUGGCAAAAAUACUAAAGUGUUACUGCUGAAGAAGCACCACUGUCUUUGAGAUUUACACAAACAAACAUUUUAUAUGAAUCUUUGUCUGUUAUAUUUAAAAUAUUUUGUUGCUGUAACACAUUUAGAUGAUAAAAAAAAAAAAAAAAACACUGUAUGUCUUUCUGUACCUGUACUUCCACUGCGGAGGUGUGUAAAUGUCCUGUUUAUAAAUUCCUACUUUAGUCAUACUUUGAUGUAUUAAAACAAUUUUGUAUUUCUCUAGUAGGGAAUUUUGAUAACCUGUAAACUAAUGUGAAUACUGUAUGUAUUAAGUGUUUAAUAAGCUGUGAAAUUAAAUGUUUUAGUAUAUAUACUGUAUAUUUAGAGAGAGAGAAACACUAUAAAUGUUCUUUUUGCCAGCCGUUAGAUAUAUUCAAGAUAUAAUUUUAGAAAUAAAAGCAAACACGUGCCAAGUAUUCCAUAUAGUAAUAUGAAUGAGAACUGUGAAAGAAAAAGAGUCAAAUGAAGUAUUUUUGUGUUGCCAGUUCCAGUUUGGUUGUAAUCUUUGUGUGCUCACAAGAUAUCAAAGCUGUUCAAUUGAGACUGAAUAAUGUAUUGUAACUUAUGCAGUAAUCAAAAAAGAAUAUAUUCAAUGCACUUUUUCUAAUAACUACACAAUAAAAGCAAAGAUGUGUCAAAGA
Danio rerio (zebrafish) is the source of this 1376-nucleotide messenger RNA. It is a transcript of the gene sprn, whose product is annotated as shadow of prion protein. Gene Ontology annotation, cellular component: membrane; plasma membrane. The record is from RefSeq and is marked provisional. NCBI's taxonomy places the organism in Eukaryota, Metazoa, Chordata, Actinopteri, Cypriniformes, Danionidae.